This is a messenger RNA of Zymoseptoria tritici IPO323, 1512 nucleotides long. RefSeq lists its product as uncharacterized. The transcript has 2 exons. The coding region runs from base 1 to 1512 and encodes 503 amino acids. Gene Ontology annotation, cellular component: membrane. Gene Ontology annotation, biological process: transmembrane transport. Gene Ontology annotation, molecular function: transmembrane transporter activity. The record is from RefSeq and is a predicted model, not a curated record. NCBI's taxonomy places the organism in Eukaryota, Fungi, Ascomycota, Dothideomycetes, Mycosphaerellales, Mycosphaerellaceae.
AUGAAUUUCUGGACCAAAUAUGUCGUGCCCAAGGAUCGCAGUACUUCCCUCCCCAUGCCCGGCCUCAACACAAUCGACAUCACCGACAAAGCCAUAGAACGCCGCAUCGUCCGCAAACAAGACCUCCGCAUCCUCCCCUGGAUCUGCAUCUGCUAUCUCUUGAACUACCUCGACCGCGUAAACCUAGGCAACGCCCGCACCCUCAACAACGACACCCCGUCUUCCAACAUCCUCACCCAACUCUCCCUCACCGGCCAACGCUACAACAUCGUCGUAGCCCUCUUCUUCGUCCCCUACGUCCUCGCCGAGUUCCCCUCCAACCUCGCCCUGAAAUACUUCUCCCCGUCGAAAUGGAUCGCCCGCAUCAUGGUUUCCUGGGGUAUUGUCACCAUCUGCACCGCCGCGGUGAGCACCUACGGCGGCCUCAUCACCGUGCGCAUCUUCCUCGGUCUCGCGGAAGCGGGGUUCUUCCCGGGGGUGAUGAUGUAUCUCUGUUUCUGGUAUACGCCCGAAGAGCGAGCCACCAGGAUGGCGAUUUUCGCAUCCUCUGUCGCUGUAGCCGGCGCCUUCUCCGGCCUCCUCGCAACAGGCAUCUCCUUCCUCAACGGUCGCGCCGGUCUCAGCGGUUGGCAAUGGCUUUUCAUCCUCGAAGGUAUCCCCUCCGUCCUCGUCGGCGUCGCAGUAUUCAAAUACCUCCCCGACUGGCCUCAAACCGCUCGCUGGCUCACCCCCUCCGAACGCGCUUUCGCCGUGAAACGUCUCGGCCCCUACGCCCCCUCCAUGAACGACAAACACUUCGACGCAAAAGUCGCAAAGGACACCCUCUGCAACGGCAUGUUCUGGUUGUAUGCAGCGCAAUACUUCCUCAUGACGAAUUCCCUCAACGCGUUUGGAUACUUCGCGCCGACCAUCGUGGCGAGUCUGGGCUUCAGUGGCUGGCGAGCGCAAUUACUCACCGUCCCACCGAAUGUAGUGGCGUUGGUGGUGAUUGUCGGGAAUUGCGUGCACUCUGAUCGAACGCAGGAGCGGUCGCGACAUAUCCUCGCCGCGCUGGCGCUCGUGGGGACAGGUUACCUCCUCCUCGCGGUCGUCCACAAUUGGGGCGUGCGCUACUUCGCCGUCUGCCUGAUCGCGUGUACGAACGCGGCGGUGAUGCCCUUCGUCGCGCACCGCACAGCCACCAUCUCCGGCUCCACAGCCACAGCCCUCGCGACAGGGGGUAUGAUCGCCCUAGCCAACACGGGUGGCAUCACCGCUCCGUUUCUCUUUCCCAGCGAUUCAGGUCCGAUGUAUGCGAUGGGGAAUUGGACGAUUUUCGCGUUCUUGGUCGUGGCCGCGGGGAUGACGGGGGGGACGUGGUGGGUUUAUGGGAGUUAUGCGGGGUAUCGGGUCGAGGGGGUGGGGGCGGAGGGGAGGGGGGUGGUGCUGGUGGGGGGGAAGGGGGGUGGGGAGGAUGAGGGGUUGGAAGAGGGGGGCGAGGAGGGUGGGGGGAAGGGGUUGCAGAAGGUUUGA